Molecule: messenger RNA, 1335 nt
Organism: Penicillium riverlandense
Lineage: Eukaryota; Fungi; Ascomycota; Eurotiomycetes; Eurotiales; Aspergillaceae
Product: putative toxin biosynthesis protein
Exons: 4
Coding region: 1-1335 (444 amino acids)
Source: RefSeq, a predicted model, not a curated record
AUGGCAUCACCCUUCCGCAUCGUCGAGCAUGUGGUGCCCUGCCAACACAUCCGCGAGUAUCCUGCCGCUACCGCGGGCGUGGACGACACGCUACACCUGGCCGUGAAGCAGUACAUCCCGCUCGACAACCCCAAUCCGCAACCCGGCGACGUAACGAUUCUCGCGGCGCAUGCGAAUGGAUUCCCCAAGGAACUCUACGAGCCCCUGUGGGAGGAAAUCCACGCUCGGUCCAAGGCCAGCGGCUUUCGCAUCCGUAGUAUCUGGAUGACCGAUGUUGCGCAGGAGGGCCAGAGCAGUGUGCUUAAUGAAGAUGUGCUGGGCAAUGACCCCAGCUGGUUCGACCAUCCGCGAGAUCUCCUGCACUUGGUCAACGUCAAGCGUGCGGAAAUGCCCCGGCCCAUCGUCGGCAUUGGGCAUAGCAUGGGCGGCGCACAUCUUGCACAAUUAUGCUUAAUGCACCCGCGCCUGAUCCACACACUGGUCCUUCUGGACCCGGUAAUCCAGCGCCAGACAACCCAGCUCGACGGACUCAGUCUGCACAACGAGAACAAGCGUGUCAUCGCCAAAACCACCCAGCUGUCCACCUACCGGCGCGACAUAUGGCCGUCGCGCCAGGCCGCCGCAGACGGAUUCAAGCGCAGCCCAUUCUACCAGGCCUGGGACCCGCGCGUGCUGGCUCGCUGGGUCGAGCACGGGCUCCGCGAUCUGCCAACGGCCAUCCACCCGCUCAACGACAAGACUGUGACCGAUAAGGGCUCGACGCCCGUGACGCUGCGCACACCUCUCCACCAGGAAGUCUUCACCUUCUCACGACCAAACUAUCACAAUGACCCGAGUGACAACAAGCCCAUCAACCGAGUCACACACCCAGACCUGGACCCCACGCAUCUAGGCUCAUUCCCGUUCUACCGACCCGAGCCAUGGCGGAUCUUCGCCCAGCUCCCGCACCUGCGCCCCAGCGUGCUCUACAUCUUCGCCGGCAAGUCAGACAUGUGUCUGCCCGCGAUGCGUGCCGACAAGCUGUCCAACACGGGCACCGGCGUCGGCGGGAGCGGCGGCGUAGCUGCGGGCCGCGUGCGCGAGGUGUUUCUGGAGGACUUUGGACAUUUGCUCGCGCAGGAGGCUGUGAAUGAGUGUGCCGAUGCGGCGGCUUCGUGGCUUGCGCCUGAGCUAAGGCGCUGGAGGGAUGAGGAGGAGAGUUUCCGCGCGGAGUGGGGGAAGAAGUCGCGUGUUGAGAAGAUGACCAUUGAUGCGGAGUGGUUGAAGAAUGUCCCUGCGCCGCCGCGGAGGCCUAAUAAAAAGAAGGCUGAGCUGGGCGGAACGUCGAAGCUGUGA